Molecule: messenger RNA, 1956 nt
Organism: Sinocyclocheilus grahami
Lineage: Eukaryota; Metazoa; Chordata; Actinopteri; Cypriniformes; Cyprinidae
Product: lariat debranching enzyme-like
Exons: 9
Coding region: 152-1627 (491 amino acids)
Biological process (GO): mRNA splicing, via spliceosome
Cellular component (GO): nucleus
Molecular function (GO): RNA lariat debranching enzyme activity
Source: RefSeq, a predicted model, not a curated record
ACGUGACCGUUCUGCGCAUGUGCAGAGUUCAGGGAGGCAAAAGCGGCGGCUGGAAGAAUUAUGUCUAAUAUGUAAAAAGGUUGAUCAUCUGUGCGAUGGGUAACACGAUUUGUCGUCUUUGAGCGUAAGGCUGUGGAUUAGAGAUACAAGGAUGAAGGUGGCAGUAGAAGGCUGUUGUCAUGGAGAGCUGGAUCAGAUCUAUGAGAGCAUCAGUUACCUGGAGAAUAAAGAAGGUGUGAAGGUGGAUCUGCUGCUGUGCUGCGGAGACUUCCAGGCUGUCAGAAAUGAAGGAGACAUGAAGUGCAUGGCGGUGCCUGCCAAAUACAGACACAUGCAAACUUUCUACAAGUACUACUCUGGUGAGAAAAAGGCUCCUGUCCUGACGAUUUUCAUUGGCGGAAACCAUGAGGCCUCAAACCAUCUGCAGGAGCUUCCAUAUGGAGGCUGGGUGGCCCCCAACAUCUAUUACCUGGGUUAUGCUGGCAUUGUUCGCUUUAAAGGUGUACGGAUUGGCGGUGUUUCAGGAAUAUUUAAAUCCCACGAUUACAAGAAAGGACACUUUGAGUUCCCACCAUACAGCCCAGAAUCUUUGCGCAGCGUGUACCACAUAAGGAACAUUGAUGUCUUCAAACUUAAACAGAUCAAGAUGCCCAUAGACAUCUUCAUGACGCACGAUUGGCCGCGAGGCAUUUAUCACUACGGCAACACAAACCAGCUUAUCCGCCAGAAGAAGUUCCUCAGACAGGAAGUGGAGAGCGGUACCUUGGGCAGCCCUGCUGCUGCAGAGCUUCUAGACCACAUGCAGCCCACCUACUGGUUUUCAGCUCACUUGCACGUGAAGUUUGCUGCACUGAUGCAGCACGAGGCUAAGAAUAAUGCUGCCCCAAAGAUCACCAAGUUUCUCUCACUUGACAAGUGUCUUCCACAUAGAGACUUUCUUCAGAUUGUGGAGGUAGCAGACCGACCGGGCUCCUCUGUGCACCUUGAGUAUGAUCCAGAAUGGCUGGCCAUCUUGAAAGCGACAGACAGCCUUCAGAAACCAUCCUGCAAUUUCUGGAACCCCCCACAAGACAAUGGACUGCAUACCCAGUACAGACUAUGUUACAAUGACUACAUUUUCAUUCUGCCCCCAUUCAUGAGAGUACCACACGACGAACCCAGUGAGUACCCCACUGACACCUCCGGCCUCUCCAGCUCCUAUAAUCCUGAUGAAAUCACCAUUGAGGACGAAUGGGUGGAGGAAGAGGAUGAGGGAGUAGAAUGUGCCGAGGGGAAAGGGACAGACGCAGUGGUUCCAGAAGGGCAGGUAGGGAGCCAGGACAGCGAUAGAGACAGCAGUCCCCAGCGAGAGAUGGCUAAUAGACUGAUCUUACCGCCCCCAUGUUCUGCACCAGAAUCAGAGGCUCCACUACGCUCCUUGCGGCCGCUUUCUCUUCCCCCUCCUUCAGCAUCCCUCUCUCAGGGCAGCUCAGAAGAGGAGGGGGGCCUUACACCAGCCAGGGUCCCCAAACGCACCAGCGGGGAGACGACACGGGGGUCAGCAAGUCACACAGGUGGCACACCUCAAAUCAAACGGAGAAACCAGAGUAUCUACACAGCAGUAGAAGAUGAAGAGAGUGAGGGCUAGAUAAAUGCAAUUAUAGUUUUUGAUCAGCAAAUUACUACCAAGUAUGAUCUGCCGGAUAGUUUGAGUCUGAAGAGUUGAAUGGGUUACAAUACUGAUUUAAUCUGCUUGGUAACUAUUGUUUUUAAAGAACAGGGUUUUUUUGAGUGUGAGGAACUAAAGAGAAACUAUUUUCAAAAAUGUCACAUUUUUGGGGCAUUUUCAUGUGUAUAAAGUAACACCACAACCAUGAGUUUUUAUCUUGCAUUUGUCAUUUAUUUUCCUUUAUGAUGAGUUUUAAUGAUCUGUUUCUUUCUAUUUUUUUAACCAAAUAUAUCACAUCACACGCCUAA